Molecule: messenger RNA, 426 nt
Organism: Helobdella robusta
Lineage: Eukaryota; Metazoa; Annelida; Clitellata; Rhynchobdellida; Glossiphoniidae
Exons: 5
Coding region: 1-426 (141 amino acids)
Biological process (GO): translation
Cellular component (GO): ribosome
Molecular function (GO): structural constituent of ribosome
Source: RefSeq, a predicted model, not a curated record
AUGGGUCGAGUCAGAACCAAGACCGUCAAAAAAGCUUCGAGAGUGAUAAUUGAGAAAUAUUAUCCUCGCCUUACUUUGGAUUUUCAUACGAAUAAAAGGCUAUGUGAAGAAAUUGCCAUUAUUCCAACAAAGAAGUUGAGGAAUAAGAUUGCUGGGUUUGUCACACAUUUGAUGAGGCGCAUCCAAAAGGGGCCAGUCAGAGGUAUCUCCAUAAAAUUGCAAGAAGAAGAGAGGGAAAGAAGAGAUAACUAUGUACCAGAGAAAUCUGCCAUUGAUGAGGAUAUCAUUGAAAUCUGCCCAGACACCAAAGAGAUGUUGAAAUUAAUUGAUAUGGCACAUAUCCCAUCAUUGCAAGUAACCACGCCCAUCGCCACUGCACCAGCUUUCAAGGGUCCAAGGGCUAACAUUCCUGGAACUAACCAAUAA